UCUUUUAACUGUUACUCAAAAUAGUUUGAAUUUUUUUUUAUAUUAUUUUUACUCUUAACAUAUACGAUUGUUUUAAUUAUGAGGUGAUAUUAAACGUUUUAAUAAUAUUUUUACUAUUUAACAAGCUAGUGUAUAAACUACUCAUAUUAAAAUGGCUGUAUACGGUAUGAAACAGUUAGAAGAACGACAUGUUCCAACUACUGUUUUGAAAAUGGAAUGGUCUAAUAAAAUGGAUUUGUUGGCUAUUGCUAAAGAACACGGAGAAGUAUCCUUGCAUAGACUUACUUGGCAACGUGUUUGGUCCCUAGCUGCACCAGGUGAAAAAAUUCUUGUAACAGCUAUGGCUUGGAGGCCUGAUGGAAAACAAUUAGCAAUAGCUUAUGAUUCUUGUGAUUUAUUACUACUUAACAUCGAAAACAGAGAGAUUGCGUAUAGUAAAAGAACUGAUAGUAAAAUCACUUCAUUAGUAUGGGUUCAGCAAGAAAAACCUCAAAAAAGAGAAACCAUUGAUUCUGUUUUAACAAAAACAAAGGGAAUAGAUUAUCUUCCUAAACUUCAAAACUUAGCUACUAGAGAUGGACCUGAAGAAGAAAAAAAAUUACCAAAAAGUCAAGAUAUUCUAAAUCUUUUACUUGUUGGAAUGGAAAAUUGUGAAGUACAAAUUUUAGCUUUAGGUAUUUUUUUAUGCGGGACAUUAAAGUUAGCUGAAAUAUUUGGAAAAGAAGGAACUGUAUUAAAUAUGUGUAUGCCUGUAGAUUUUAGCUACUUAUAUAUUGCUAUACAAUAUUUUUAUGGUCAGGUAGAACUUGUUACUAUUAAAUUACAAGAGAAUAACACCAAUUGGAAUGAUGUUUAUGUUUUAUCAUUCAAACAUGACCAAUUGUUGUACUCACUUGAUUAUUUGGACCAAACUAUGAAAAAUAUUUUAGAAACUUGGGAAAAUGUUUCAUUAAUGGAAAUGGAAUUAAAAUUGAGUUCAUAUGCUCCUGAAGAUCCAGUAAAAGUAUCUACAGAAUUAUUGGAAUUAUUGAUUUAUGGUGUGUUAUCAGAGCGUAUGGAACAAUUCUUAAAAAAAGACUUAACUGAUAAAGGAAUUAAAAAAAUUGGUUUAUCUAUUGAAUCAAGUCAUACUAAUAUUCAAAAGCUUGUUGUAAAACAAUUAUCUGAAGUCACAAAUCACAUUUUAUUUCAAUUAGUUGAAAUAUCUGGAAUGUCAUUAAAAAAAUUUGAAUGUUUAGGUUUAACUGAAAAUAGUAUUGAAAAAGCCAUAAGAUCUGUCAAUAUUUUUCUACGAAAAUGUAAUGAAGUACAAAUAGUGAUAGAAGAGUCAUUGACAAAAUAUAAAUUAUUUUUUAAAUGGUUAUAUGGAAUGAUGGUUAAGCUUAAUGAUGAAAAUACUGUAGUAGAUCCUUCUCUCACAGAUACCUCACAACAAGAACUUAAUCUUUUAGCAGAAUACAUUUAUGAUUUAGGUGAAAAAGCUGAACGUAAUAACUAUAAAUUAGAUUGUGUUGGUCAAUAUUUUUUGGAUAAAGAAUUAGAAUUUCCAUAUGAAACACAUAACCAAUGGAGGAGUAUAUUACAUGAUAAUCCUUGCUUAGAAGAAAAUCCCAUUAUUACUCCAGAACUUAAAAAGGCAUCUUUAAUGCAACAGUUUAAUGUAUUAAAAAAUGAUCUGGUAAAUAUAUUUGCUCAAAAAAAGUCUUUCUUUGAUAAAUCUUUUGUGUUCUACAACAAUGUCUUACUAAGUAAUCAUAGUCAAACUAAUUUAGUUCAUAAAGUAACUAUGGUUGAUAUGCCUAAACACAAAUUAUUAGUUUGCUGUGUUGAUCAAAAUGCUUAUGAUUUCAGUUUUUAUGAAAUGAUGGCUUAUGAUGAUACACUUGAAGUUUCUCAAAGAAGUACCAAUGUGUUUUAUAUGAAUGAAGGAACAAAACAAACUAUUUAUGACAUUCAAUUUUACAGCCAAGAGUUUUUAUCUAUUCUUACUGAAACCAUAGAUUCGGAUAAUCGUAAUUCAUUAUUUAUACAAUUAUCCACAAGUAGUUUACGUAGUCAUUGUUCUACUGAUGGACUAUGUGUUUGUAAUAUAGCAUCACAACAAAUUGAUUAUACUAGCAGAGUCAUAGAAAAUAUGAUUGCAACCAAGUUUUCUGUUUGUGGUACAAGAAAAGUAGCUGUGCUAUUAUCACAGAGUAAACAUAAAGUCAGAUUAUUUGAAAUGGAAGUUGAAGACGAAGAAGAUGAUGAAGAAGACGAUAAUAUGGAUGUUACUCGUGAUUCAAGUUUUGAGUGAAUCAAAUUAAUCUUUCUCAUUUUAUAUCAAAAUAAUGUUAUUUGUUUUUUAAUAACUAAUAUUUAUUUAUAAUAAUAAAAGUUAAAUGUUAUAAAAAUA
Daktulosphaira vitifoliae (grape phylloxera) is the source of this 2395-nucleotide messenger RNA. It is a transcript of the gene APC4, whose product is annotated as anaphase-promoting complex subunit 4. Gene Ontology annotation, biological process: anaphase-promoting complex-dependent catabolic process; protein K11-linked ubiquitination; positive regulation of mitotic metaphase/anaphase transition. The transcript has 4 exons. The coding region runs from base 152 to 2296 and encodes 714 amino acids. Gene Ontology annotation, molecular function: protein binding. Gene Ontology annotation, cellular component: nuclear periphery; anaphase-promoting complex. NCBI's taxonomy places the organism in Eukaryota, Metazoa, Arthropoda, Insecta, Hemiptera, Phylloxeridae. The record is from RefSeq and is a predicted model, not a curated record.